Messenger RNA from Ostreococcus lucimarinus CCE9901, 1122 nucleotides. RefSeq lists its product with no specific name. Bases 1 to 1122 code for a protein of 373 amino acids. Lineage: Eukaryota; Viridiplantae; Chlorophyta; Mamiellophyceae; Mamiellales; Bathycoccaceae. The record is from RefSeq and is a predicted model, not a curated record. The transcript has a single exon.
AUGACGUCAGCAGUGACUUGUAACGCGUUUUAUCGUGCUCCGGCGAGCAAUGCGACGCCCUGCGCGCGCCUCCGCUCGCCGUCCCGUUCGGUGGAUAAGACGUGUCGUCGCCAUCUUUUCCGCUCGACGCGCGCACGUCGGGGCGCUCUAGCGCCUUCCGCGAGCGUGGACGACGACCUGUCCGUAGCGUCGUCCGACGAUCGGCUCAUCGUCGCCAUCACGGGCGCAACCGGGUUCGUGGGUAGCAAGCUAGUGGAGACGCUCCUCGAGCGGGGCGCCGAAGUGCGAGUGCUCACGCGAGACGUCAACCGCGCUCGCGCGAAGCUUUCUCCACAAAAUCUCCCAAAGGGCGACGUCGCGUUUGUGUCUCCGGAUAAGUGGCGACGCGGGUUGCUCGGCGCGACGCACGUGGUGAAUUUAGCUGGCGAACCAAUCAGCACGCGCUGGGACCCGAAGGUGAAGGGUGAAAUCAUGGCGUCCCGAGUGAAAACCACCAAGGCGGUCGUCGAACACGUGAAUUCGAUCACAAACGACGCCAAGAGACCUAAGGUAUUGGUGAACGCUUCGGCGAUCGGGUACUACGGGACGAGUGAGACAGAUACGUACGACGAAGCGAGCGGGCCAGGCGCGGACUAUUUAAGUCAAGUCUGCCAGGCGUGGGAACAAACCGCGAGUGGGGUUGAAGAUUGUAGAGUGGUGCUGCUGCGAUUAGGGAUUGUGCUCGAUCGAGAUGGUGGGGCGCUCGGGAAGAUGGUGCCGACUUUCCAAGCGUUCAUGGGCGGGCCCUUGGGCGACGGUCAGCAGUGGUUUAGUUGGAUUCAUAGAGACGACGCGGUGGGGAUCAUAAUGGAGAGCUUGACAAACGUAAAACUUGAAGGUCCGGUGAAUUGCGUCGCGCCAACGCCCGUCCGCAUGCGAGAGAUGUGCGAAUCCCUCGGCGAGACCUUAGGGAAACCGAGUUGGUUGCCGGUGCCAGAUUUCGCGUUGCGCGCAGUUCUCGGCGAAGGAUCGACUCUAGUUCUUCAAGGGCAGAGAAUCCAACCCAAAACCGCGCUUGAUGUGGGUUAUAAGUUCAAGUACGAGAGGAUCGACCAAGCGCUGAAGCAGAUUCUUCGCCGUUGA